GAAUUUUUCCAGCUAUUCAAUUCUUUGAAAAAAGUUGCAGGGUCAUUUGUUUGUUGAGAAAAUGAGGAUUUUCAUAGCCUUUGAGGGAUCAUUUGAACCAUUUGAUGUUUCAGCAGACGAAACUGUAGAAGCUGUCAAGCUGAUGAUAAAGGAUUAUUUCCACAUUCCUCUCUCUGAGGAUGAACAAGGCAGGGGGUAUCUGGAGCUGAUGUGUGCUGGAGCAGCUUUAAAGGACACCUGGAGACUUGCCGAUGUUGGAAUAUCGUUUUGUUCAACUCUCAAAUGCUUUGUUAAGGAAGAAGAUAAGCCAACUCUCUAUGUGUUCAAUGCUGUGACCCAAGAGACAAUGCCGAUGAUGGAGAACAUUUCCCUUCUUGGUAAAAAAGUGUCUGAUCUGAGAACACUGGUAGCUCUGAGAUGUGGCUUUCCCGUGAGUGUCUUCUGUCUCCGGACCCCAAAUGGAAUGGAGAUGUAUGACUGCAACACCCUCAGGGACUACCAAACAGACAUCGGCACAACACUUCGUUUGGACGUGUGGGAUGGAUGGAAGGAAUUUCUGAUGGGUUGUCUUCUGGGACAAAAACUUAAAGUCCAACGCUAUUUAUCAGAUGAAGGACCCGUACUCAAGUAUCAGAAAAAGGUAGCCCUGUUCAUCGCCGCCUUUUACGGGUACAUUGAGCUCACUGAAUGGGCCAUGCAGCAGGGUGUGCGGCCUGAUGAGGCUGUCGGUGCUCACCCCUAUCGAGCGUGGUGCCAUGAAGCCCUUCAUGCAGAUGUCUCUAAAUGCCCCAUUCAUGCAGCCGCAGAAGCAGGCCAACUGUUGAUUCUGAAGGCCUUUGUCAACUGCAGCGUGCUGUGCCUGGAAUGUAAAAAUGCAGCCGGACAGAUCCCCCUGACCAUUGCAUUUAAACACAAGCAUAAAGACUGUGUAUUAUAUUUAUUGAGUAAAAUGUGGUCCACGGUUUCUUUUCCGAACAAAAUUUCAGUCCCCAUGAGGAUUUACAUUAAAAUAAAACAAUGGGUCCUCAAAGCUCAGAGUCACAACCUUAAUAAAAAUCAGCUUUGCGGCGCAAAGGUCCCAGGGGCAAAAGUCGGAGACACUGUGAUGGUGGAUGGUUUCACCACACCACAAAUGACCUCCAAGAGCUGGCAUAAGGCUCGGUCCAAGGACUCACAAAGCACUGCGGGCAAGCUACCGCCUCUCAGGGAAGAAACUGCAAGCAAGAAACCUGUCAAUCCUUUGGCAGUUUCACAGCACGACACGAGACGACAAACCUUGAAAUUACCUCCACUGGUAGAUGCAAAUACAUUCUCUGAAUUACAAAGACAUCAACAACAAAAUCAGAAAAAAAUUACUACCACAGCUAAGAAAAAAGAAAAGCUCAUAAAAAAUAUAUACCUCCCCCAAGUCCCCCUGCCUCCAGUUUCAAGGGUGGGCUAUUCACACCCAUCUUUUUACUAUGCAACACCCAGUGCUGACUUUUUACUCAAAUCGUCCUUUGCGUGCUUCUCAGAGCACAGUGGUAAGACUCCAAGGGAGAACGCCAUCUACUGCUUAGCUGUGGCCAGUGCCUUUAAAGAGAAGCGAUGGCUUCAGCAGUUAGGAAUAGCAAGAGUUCUAGCCAAAAAGAGCAUUUCUAACCUGACCACACAAGAACGCAUGACAGCAUGUGAAAUUGUGCUUUGAAGAGUCAUGACAACCUCAAUUUGGGCAAAGACCUGGUCACCAGAACCUUCAGCUCUAAUGUUAACAUUUCAAGUAAUUAAUGCUAUAAUUUCUCCUAACAGUUCUAAUGCUACACAACGAUCAACAGAAUAUUUAAUAUCUAACAUCAGGUUUUCUCAAACGCCAUCACUGGCAGUGAACAUUUCAGGCAUGUGUUUUGUAUGGUUUGAGAACAAAUCAUAAGAAAGGGAGAGUAGUAGUCACCUACAGAGUAGGAACACUGGAGGGUGGGAACCAAGAAUGAGGGUGAGAACUUUCACAGUUUCUUUCUCUCUUUUUUUU
Suricata suricatta (meerkat) is the source of this 2008-nucleotide messenger RNA. It is a transcript of the gene ANKUB1, whose product is annotated as ankyrin repeat and ubiquitin domain containing 1. Bases 62 to 1687 code for a protein of 541 amino acids. The record is from RefSeq and is a predicted model, not a curated record. Lineage: Eukaryota; Metazoa; Chordata; Mammalia; Carnivora; Herpestidae. Gene Ontology annotation, molecular function: protein binding. The transcript has 6 exons.